Plectropomus leopardus (leopard coralgrouper) is the source of this 1472-nucleotide messenger RNA. RefSeq names its product chromosome 12 C7orf25 homolog (gene c12h7orf25). The record is from RefSeq and is a predicted model, not a curated record. Lineage: Eukaryota; Metazoa; Chordata; Actinopteri; Perciformes; Serranidae.
AGCAGCAGCAGAAGAAGGAGUCACUGCCGUCAGUUAGCAUAAGCUUUAGCAGCGCAGGUAGCUCACACCUGAAGAAGAACCCGCGGAAUAAAGCUCACGAGACUCUGCUGACGUGUGAUGCAGGAGACAUGUCUCUGCAGGCCGUGCUGCAGCAGAGGAUCGUGUCCGCCCAGGCGCUGCUGCAGCGGGCGGAGCAGCUGUGUCCUGGUGUGGAAGGUCACCAGAAGCUGUGCGGUAAGCUGCGGGCGGAGCUGCGCUUCCUGCGGCGGGUGGAGGCGGGAGAGCUGCAGGUCAAAGAGUCUCACCUGCACAGCACCAACCUGACUCACCUGACCGCCAUCGUGGAGUCAGUAGAGAGUCUGGAGGGCGUGGUCGCUCUGCUGCACGUCUUCACCUACCAGGAUGCCGCCGGCUCCAGGCAGACGCUGGUGGUGGACGUGGUGGCGAACAGUGGACACACCUGGGUGAAGGCGGUGGGCAGGAAGGCAGAGGCUCUGCACAACAUCUGGCAGGGGCGGGGCCAGUACGGAGACAAGAGCAUCAUCACACAGGCUGAGGACUUCCUGCAGGCCAGCCGCCAGCAGCCCGUCCAGUACCGACACCCCCACAUUGUUUUUGCCUUCUACAACGGCGUCUCCUGCCCCAUGGCCGACCGCCUCAAGGACAUGGGCAUUGCCGUGCGCGGGGACAUUGUCGCUGUCAAUGCCGUAAUGACGGAGGAGGGAGGGGACGAGGAGGAGCAGGAAGAGGAGGAUGAGGAGGAGGAGGAGGAGCCUGCUGAAGACAAAGAUGAAGAAGAGGAGGAGUCUGAGUUGACCAGAGUCGACCGCAGCACAGUGGUGGCCAGCCUGGCGUUUCCCGCCCAGGUAAAGGUGGAGGAGUGUCAGCGCGUGAACCUGGACAUCACCACGCUUAUCACGUACGUGUCAUCGCUGAGCCACGGACGAUGUCACUUCACCUUCAGGGAGCCCGUGCUGACGGAGCAGGCGGCCCAGGAGCGCCGCCAGCAGGUGCUGCCGCAGCUUGAUGCCUUCAUGCAGGGGAAGGAGCUGUUUGCCUGUCGCGCCGCCGUCGCCGACUUCCAGCUGAUCCUGGACACGUUGGGCGGGCCAGGCGAGAAGGAGCGAGCUCAGAAGCUGCUGGCUCGACUGCACCUGGUGGACGACCAACCGUCAGAGCGCACGCUGCGCCUUACACCUAGCGCCAAGGUCAACCACCGCUCGCUCAUGAUCUUCGGCACCGGAGACUCGCUGAGAGCCGUUACCAUGACGGCAAACAGCCGAUUCGUCAGGGCGGCGGCCAAUCAGGGUGUCAGAUACAGCGUGUUCAUCCACCAACCGAGAGCUCUGACCGAGGGCAAGGAGUGGAGAGCCACGCCUGUCUCUGAGCAGGGGCUGAUGGGAGUUUGAGUUCCAUAAACAGUUCAUGUAAAUAUCAUCUGAUCACUAUAUUCACAGAUCAAUAAAGCUUCA